Messenger RNA from Polypterus senegalus (gray bichir), 1078 nucleotides. RefSeq names its product guanine nucleotide-binding protein G(I)/G(S)/G(O) subunit gamma-7-like. Bases 209 to 427 code for a protein of 72 amino acids. Gene Ontology annotation, molecular function: G-protein beta-subunit binding. Gene Ontology annotation, biological process: G protein-coupled receptor signaling pathway. Gene Ontology annotation, cellular component: heterotrimeric G-protein complex. NCBI's taxonomy places the organism in Eukaryota, Metazoa, Chordata, Cladistia, Polypteriformes, Polypteridae. The record is from RefSeq and is a predicted model, not a curated record. The transcript has 3 exons.
UGAGGCUCUGUUAGGGCGGCCCUGUGGGACAAUUCCACUCUUUAUCAUUAGGAGAGCGACGGCUACGAAUAGCAGAUAAAUUACUGGGGCCAAGUCAGGCAUGUGCCCGACGCCCAUCAGGGUGAGCUUUUAACAUCUCAAGAAUUGGCUGAGAUUCUACCGUCUAGUUUGGCGACUUCUACAAGAAAACACCCUGGAGCAGGAUCUGAUGUCCGGGAACUUGUGCAGCAGCACCACCGCUGCGCGGGCCAGACAGGCUGUGGAGCAACUGCGACUGGAGGCUGGCAUAGACAGAAUCAAGGUGUCACAAGCAGCGGCGGCGCUGGUCCGGUACUGCCAGGAGCACCGGCGAAAUGACCCACUGCUCACUGGCGUCCCGACAUCGGCCAACCCCUACAAGGACAAGAAGCCGUGUGUCAUACUGUAGGAAAAAGUGACACCGAUGACAAAUCCAAACAUGUAUGUUCAAAAAUGGCCAACCGGAUGGGAUGGAGAAGAAUAGGAAUCUCUUUUUAAGAACAUGUCAAAUUUAAAAAAAUGGCAAAGUGACAAUAGCUCUAAGGGAGAAUCGAAAAAUAUUGCAAACUGCUAUGAAAUGUUAAAGAUGUCAUAUUAAAUAUGAAUUUGCAAUUGUGUACUAAUUUAGCCUUUUGACUUGUAAAUUUCAAAGGUGUAUUUGUACAAGGAGAGCGCUGGCAGCUGAGGUGACUCGUCUUAUGAUUUAGUGUAGCGCCUUUUAACCCGAGUGCUUUAACUUUCUUAGUUUUUUUUCCCCAUAUUCCCACCGCUCAUUGUCACCUCAAACUGGUAUAUAGCACCUUGCACCGUGAACCUCAACCCAAGGCACCGUAACAGUGUAACUUCGUUUUCUCCACACCUCAGUAAUGCGAGUGCUGGCGGGCAAAAUAGCACUUCACGACUUUAUGUAGCCAGAGGCGGACUGGCCAUUAGGGCAUUUGGGCAAUGCCCGUUUGGCUGCGGACUCUGGCCUGCUCAUGGGCCAGCCGUUUCAUUAAAAAAAUUUUACAGUGGGUACGGAAAGUAUUCAGACCCCCUUCAAUUUUUCACUCUUUGUUAU